AUGAGUGUCACUGCGCCUGGGCUGCCGCUUGCAGCCUCUGUUCCCUGCCGUCUGCUGCGGACAUCGAGGCCGUAUAGAAGCCAAUGUCUGGACGUCAACCGCCAUGUACAGUCACGGCCAUAUCAGACUGAUUCCAAGACGCGGAAUAGCCAGAGGCCUGCCAUUAGAUCAAAGAAUGCGCAGUCAUUGAAUCAAUCGACAAGAAAAUUCCAUGCGACUGCUCCCGCCGAAGCUGCAAAAAACCCUUACAAUGUCCUGGGAGUUGGGAAAGAUGCAUCAGCCUCAGAAAUUAAACGAGCAUACUACGGGCUGGCUAAGAAGUUUCACCCGGAUACAAACAAAGACCCCAACGCCAAAGACAAAUUUGCCGAAGCCCAAACCGCCUACGAGACUCUAUCUGACCCCGAGAAGAAAAAGGCUUACGAUACCUACGGGUCCGCUGCGUUCGACCAGAAUGGCGGCUUCAACCCUGGCGCUGCUGGUGGUGGGCCAUUUGGAGGAGCGGGUGGCUUCCAUGGCUUUGGCGGCUUUGGAAGCGGCGGCGGUUUUGGUGGAGGAUUCUCUGCGGAUAUUAAUUUCGACGACAUCUUCGGUGCCUUUGCGAAAGCUACUGGUCGCAACCCACGCGGACACGGGUCCCCUUUCUCUAGCGUUGCUGUUGGAGACGACAUCGAGGUUCAGGCGAACAUCUCAUUCAUGGAGUCCGCCAAGGGAACCACAAAGGAAAUUAAUAUCACACCGUUGGUUACAUGCAACUCAUGCAAGGGAGAAGGUUUGAAGGACGGCAAGAAACGAUCACGCUGCAGCACCUGUGGGGGAACUGGAGCACAGAUCCACGUUAUCCAGGGCUUCCAGAUGCAGAGCACAUGCGGGGCGUGUAGUGGAACUGGGUCUUCGAUCCCCAGGGGCGCCGAAUGCAACACAUGCAGUGGUGGAGGCGUUGUCCGAGAACGACGAACUGUCAAAGUUGAUAUUCCCGGUGGUGUGGAGGAUGGCAUGAGGCUGCGGGUUGCAGGUGAAGGUGAUGCGCCCAUGGCAGAGCCAGGAGCCCGCACGCAGCGAGGAAACCUCUUUGUCUUCAUACGGGUUGCCGCUGACCGCAGAUUCAACCGAUCUGGGUCGGAUGUCCUAUAUACUGCCGCCAUACCUCUCACAACCGCCCUGCUAGGAGGUGAAGUUACCGUUCCGACACUCGACGGAGAGGCCAAGGUCAGAGUUGGCACUGGAACGGGAACUGGUGAUAAAAUUACCUUGCCUGGAAUGGGUAUGCGAAAGCUUGGUGGCCGAAGAGCGGGCAAUGGUGACUUGAAGGUGGAAUUCAAGGUCACUAUGCCGAGAUCUCUAACUCCCAACCAGCGAACAAUCCUUGAAGUUCUCGCAGAUGAGAUGGGAGACAAGACCGCGAAACGAAUCAUGAACGUUAACGACAUGAAGCCAGACGGUUCUUCAACCAAGUCCUCUACCGACAAAGCAGACAACGCACAAAAGGGCCAGGGAUUCAUCAAGUCCGCCUGGGACAAGCUGAUGAACCAUCGCAAUUCAUGUUCGACGAGCUCCAGCACAGGCCCAUCAGACUCUACCGACAAAAAGGGGCCCGAGACACAGCCAGAUCAGCCCAAGGAGUCCGAUCAACCUAAAGAGUCUAAAAAGGCAUCGGGAUCUGGAUCUGGUUAG
Molecule: messenger RNA, 1674 nt
Organism: Nannizzia gypsea CBS 118893
Lineage: Eukaryota; Fungi; Ascomycota; Eurotiomycetes; Onygenales; Arthrodermataceae
Product: chaperone dnaJ
Exons: 3
Coding region: 1-1674 (557 amino acids)
Biological process (GO): response to heat; protein refolding
Cellular component (GO): cytoplasm
Molecular function (GO): heat shock protein binding; ATP binding
Source: RefSeq, a predicted model, not a curated record